This is a messenger RNA of Pseudonaja textilis, 354 nucleotides long. NCBI's taxonomy places the organism in Eukaryota, Metazoa, Chordata, Lepidosauria, Squamata, Elapidae. The record is from RefSeq and is a predicted model, not a curated record.
GAUGCCAUGAGAGGCAUUGGGUUCACACCCUCAGAGAUGACAGAGGUGCUGGAGGUGGCAGCAGUUGUCCUCAAACUCGGCAAUUUGCAAUUUGGAGAGCAAUUUCAAGCUGGCGGGACACAAGCUUGUGUUAUCCAGAGUGACAAAGUGCUGCAAGAGAUCUGUCAGUUGAUCCAUCUGGAUGAAACGGUACUGGAGCAAGCUUUGUGUUCUCGAACAGUGGAAGCCCAUCAAGAUAAGGUGGUGACAUCCCUGAAUGUCUCACAAGGUUACUAUGUGCGGGAUGCUCUUGCAAAGAACAUUUAUAAUCGUCUCUUUAAUUGGCUUAUUAACAGGAUCAACGAGAGCAUCAAA